Monoraphidium neglectum is the source of this 945-nucleotide messenger RNA. RefSeq lists its product as hypothetical. NCBI's taxonomy places the organism in Eukaryota, Viridiplantae, Chlorophyta, Chlorophyceae, Sphaeropleales, Selenastraceae. Gene Ontology annotation, molecular function: protein binding. The record is from RefSeq and is a predicted model, not a curated record. The coding region runs from base 1 to 945 and encodes 314 amino acids. The transcript has a single exon.
AUGCGCCUGCAGGACACGGACGAAGCGGAGGAGGAGCUGCGCCGCGCGUGCCGCGCCGGCGGGGACGCCAAGCUUGUACGCCGGCUGCUGAGGCGCGCCGGCCGCGGCGCUGCGUGCGCCGCUUCCCCGAGCGACGGCGAGACGCCGCUGCACGCGGCCGCCGCUGGCGGCAACGCGGCGGCCGCGGCGGUCCUCCUGCGGAAGCGCGGCGUUGACGUGGACGCGCGGCUGCUGACCGACAGCAGCACGCCGCUGCACGCCGCGGCAUCCAUCGGUGACCUGCGCACCGUGAGCCUGCUGCUGCGCGCCGGCGCGGCGCCCGACGCGGAGCGAGACGACGGGACGCGCCCGCUGCACCUGGCGUGCCGCGCGGGGCACGCUGAGGUGGCGGCGGUGCUGCUGGAAGCCUUGGCCAGCGGCGGGAACGGCUCCAAGUGGUGGCGGCGCAGCAGCUGGAGCUGCACCGGCGCCGCCGCGGAUGCGGGCAGCCAUCCGGCCGACGCGGGGGACGAGGACGGCACGACGGCGCUGCACUGGGCGGCCCGCCAGGGGCACACCUCCGUCAUCGCUCUGCUGCUGGCGCACGGGGCAAACGCGUCAGCGGCCAACCUCUCGGGCCACCAGCCGCUGCACUGGGGCGCGCGGCACGGGCACGCGGCUGCGUGUCAGGCGCUGCUCGACGGCGGCGCGCGGCCCGAUGCGCCCAACACUUUCGGAUACUCGGCCCUGGAUUAUGCCCUGUCAUGUGGGCACUACCGAGUGACCGCGGUUUUUGACAAUUGGCAGGAGAACGAGGCGGCGGCCGUCGCCGCCGCUGAAGCUGCUGCGGCGCGCCACAAGCGGGCGCAUAGUGGCAAGCGGCGGCGGGGGCGCCAGUGGCUGCAGCGGCAGCGGCAGCCGGAGGUGCAGCAGGGGGAGCAGGAGCUGCUAGUGCUGGAGGGAUAG